AUGCCGGUACAAUUGGGGAAAGCUCCCAUAUCUGAUAAGGAUUUGGUGAUCGCGGCCAUAUCCCAAGUGCCCCUCGCAGUAACCCUCUUUAUUGCCACUAACAUGCUAUCCAGAGCUAAGAUAUUCGGCAGAUUGUAUGAUAAACUCACUCAACCAUCACUAAAACUCCCGUCAUUACAAGGUGGGAACUAUCACCGGUUUGCUCAGCUAAACCAACUGUCGCAAGUCGAACUCCUCACGGCUAUUAAAUCACUCCAGUCGUAUGCAACAAACUCAAAAAAAUCAAAUGAUCGAAGGAAAAAAUUGUUCAAGUUAAUGUCCUGGAGACAACAAAAACUAUGCCAGGACGUCGGAUACCUUCAGAAAUUAAAUAAAAUCGAUCAGUCAAUUGCUUCAAAUCAAAAAAUCUUGAAUAAAAUCGCCGAUUCCGCCAUCGACGUCUACGGAUUAUCGUUCCGGGACUUUGAUUUACUAAAAAACUCCUCGUCCUCAAACGUCUCUUCCUCCAAUUACAGAGUUGUCGAGACUUUGGGCCACUACGUCAGGGACUGGAGCCUGUCCACGGAAUUGUCGCCGUUACUUGCGUACAUCAACUCGCAAUUGUCCUCAGUAAUCCCCCGGAAUCACUCAAACACCUGCAUUAUCAUCCCCGGAUCCGGCUUGGGCAGAUUGGCCCAUGAAGUUGCAAAAUCAAACGACUGGGGGGCAGUCCACGCUGUCGAGUAUAGCGGAUUAAUGCAUAUUUGUAACGAGUUCAUCUAUAAUAACAAAUCCAAUCUUGAAUUGUUCCCGCAUAUUCACUCCUGCUCUAAUUUCACUAGUACUAAAUCUCAGUUCAGACCAAUCGCCAUCGAUUCAAACGUAGCCAAACCGGCUAAUCUUCAUCUACACCAUCAGGACUUCCGCUACUUUCAAAUCCCCAAUCUCGACCAAUUCGAUACCGUGGUCAUAGUAUCCGCCUUCUUUAUCGAUACCGCAGAAAACUUGAUUGAUUACUUUGAUACAAUUAACCACCUAACUACUCCGUCUCGUAAUAACAAGAAUUUGAAAAAAGGGUUUUGGAUCAAUAUAGGCCCGCUAAAAUACGGCAGCGCCGCUCAAGCUGAACUCAACUCGGAGGAAAUUACAAAAAUCCGAAAGAAAAUCGGCUGGAAUGAUCUUCAUCAUGAUGUCACCUUAAACAAUAAAGAAUCUCCUUUGGUUGGUUAUAUCACCGAUAAAGACAGUUUGUGGCAAGGUUACUAUGGUUUAACUAGAUGGACUUCUGCUAGAUGCGAAAAUCAUUAA
This is a messenger RNA of Hyphopichia burtonii NRRL Y-1933, 1287 nucleotides long. RefSeq lists its product as uncharacterized. Bases 1 to 1287 code for a protein of 428 amino acids. NCBI's taxonomy places the organism in Eukaryota, Fungi, Ascomycota, Pichiomycetes, Serinales, Debaryomycetaceae. The record is from RefSeq and is a predicted model, not a curated record. The transcript is spliced from 2 exons. Gene Ontology annotation, molecular function: S-adenosylmethionine-dependent methyltransferase activity.